AUGGGUUCCAAAUCUCCCGAACAUCAAGACACGCCCCACGGCCAUAAUGCCCCCUCGGCCGCGGUCACCACCACUGGCGGCGAACCACGCGGUGCGCAUCUGUCCCGCGACGGAGACGGGAGUCUGGGCGACGGGGGCGAUACCGACGACGACGACGACGACGACGAUGAUACCCUCGGGGCCGGUGCGGUUCCCCACUCCCUGACCGGCUCGACCGCUACGAAGAAGAACCAGAACAAAAAGAAGAAGAAGAAGAAGUCCAAGAAGAAGCCGUCGGGUCCAGUCCACCAGUCCUCUCCACCCCGCGUCCCGGUGGAUCAGCUCUUCCCGACGGGUCAGUACCCCAUGGGGGAGAUUCAAUGCGACGGAGCGGUGAUGAACACGGCGCGCACGACGGCCGCAGAAAGUCGCGACCAAGCCCGAUGCGACCUGGUGGACGAGACCUUCCUCAACAACUAUCGCAAAGCGGGCGAGAUCCACCGCCAGGUCCGCCAGUGGGUCCAGGCCAGUGUGCGGCCGGGACAGAACCUCAUGGACAUUGCGGUGGGCAUCGACGAUGGUGUCCGCGCGCUGUUGGACAACGCAGGCCUAGCACCGGGCGAGGGUCUCCGGUCGGGAUUGGGAUUCCCGACGGGCCUAUCUCUCAAUCACUGCGUGGCGCAUUCCACCCCGAACCCGGGACAGCCGCCCGUCGUGCUGCAGGCGACGGAUGUGAUGAAGGUAGAUUUCGGCGUGCAUAUCAAUGGAUGGAUCGUGGACAGCGCCUUCACCAUGUCGUUUGAUCCGACCUACGACCCACUGCUUGCCGCCGUCCAGGAUGCGACCAACACGGGCAUCCGGACGGCCGGAGUCGACGUGCGCAUCAGCGAUGUCAGCGCCGCUAUCCAGGAGGUCAUGGAGAGCUACGAGGUGGAGAUACGCGGCCACACCUUCCCCGUGAAACCGGUCCGCAGCCUCAGCGGUCACGACAUCAAGCAGUAUCAGAUCCACGGCGGCAAGUCGAUCCCCUUCGUCAGGAACAAUGACCAAACCAAGAUGGAAGCCGGAGAGAUUUUUGCCAUUGAAACAUUUGGCUCGACCGGCCGGGGCACUGUGAUCGACGGCGCCGGUGUCUAUGGGUACGGCCGGAGUGCCGACGCCCCUCUGAAGGUGAUCACGCCGCUGGCGACCGCCCGAUCGCUCUACAAAAGCAUCAACGAAAAUUUCGGGUCCCUGGUCUUUUCCCGCCACUCCCUGGAGCGGCUGGGGGUCGAUCGAUACCUGGCGGGGAUGAACAACCUCGUAUCGAAGGGGGUGAUGGACGUCUACCCUCCUCUGAUGGAUGUCCGGGGCUCGUUUUCGGCCCAGUUUGAACACACCAUCAUUCUAGGCGAGUCGGGCAAGGAAGUUAUCAGUCGCGGGGAUGACUAUUAA
This is a messenger RNA of Aspergillus campestris IBT 28561, 1413 nucleotides long. Its product is annotated as peptidase M24A, methionine aminopeptidase. Lineage: Eukaryota; Fungi; Ascomycota; Eurotiomycetes; Eurotiales; Aspergillaceae. The record is from RefSeq and is a predicted model, not a curated record. Gene Ontology annotation, molecular function: metalloaminopeptidase activity. The transcript has 6 exons. The coding region runs from base 1 to 1413 and encodes 470 amino acids. Gene Ontology annotation, biological process: proteolysis.